AUGGGAAGCAUAGGCCCCCAGAACGGCAUUGAGGGCGAAAACUUGGAUGUGCUCAUUAUUGGAGCUGGUUUCACGGGUUGCUACUUACUUCCUAAAUUGCGAAACUUGGGGUUCAAGACAAAGAUUGUGGAAAGCGGUUCGUAUUUUGGAGGAGUAUGGUACUGGAGUAGGUAUCCUGGAGCUCGAGUGGAUAGUCCAUAUCCUUACUACAGCUUGUCAUUGCCCGAGGUGUAUAAGGAUUGGGAGUACAAGGAGUUGUUUCCUCCAUGGCACGAGCUACAACGCUACUUUGCCCAUGUCGACAAGACGCUGGGCUUGAGUAAAGAUGCAAUCUUCAAUUCCAGGGUUACUUCAGCAACCUUCAACGAGGACGAAAACACUUGGACUGUUGAAUGUCACAACGGAAAGCUUUUUAAGACGAGAAUUCUGGUCGCCGGUAUCGGGUUUGCGGCCAAAGAGUACGUGCCUCAGUGGAAAGGCAUGGACAAAUGCAAGGCCCGAAUUGUUCACUCAUCUCACUGGCCAGCGGAUCUGGAUAUCAAGGGAAAAAAGUUGGCUGUCAUCGGAAAUGGAGCAACUGGUGUUCAGUUGAUUCAAGAAUGUGCAGAUCAAGCUUCAGAAUUGACUGCUUUCAUCAGAACCCCCAAUAUCUGCCUUCCAAUGCAGCAGAAGCCCCUGAUCAGCAGCGAACAGAAGGUUCAGAAACAGUCCUUCCCUGAGUUAUAUCAACGACGCCUGACGACGGUUGGCGGCUUGGAAUUUACCGCUCAAACCAGAGCUCAUGCGGAUUUUACGCCCGAGGAGCGAGAAGAACUACUUGAAAGACUUUGGAAGAAGGGUGGAUUUGCUCCCUUUGCAGCAUCAUUCAACGACACUUUGACUAGCCCUACGGCCAAUGAUACUGUUUACCAGUUCUGGCUGAAGAAAACCAGGGCCCGCGUGCCAGACAAAGCAAAAGCUGCGAUCGUGGCUCCUUCAGUUGCUCCUCAUCCGUUUGGGGCGAAGAGACCAUCGCUCGAACAGGAUUACUACGAGAAGAUUAGUCGGCCUAAUGUCAGCGUGGUAUCAGUCAAGGAAACGCCUAUCACAGAGUUCUCUCAGGAUGGCAUCGUCACCGCAGACGGCAAGGUCCACAAAUUUGAUAUCAUCGCGUUGGCCACCGGAUAUGACGCCAUCACUGGGAGUUAUAAGAAUAUUGACAUCAGAGGGCUAGGCAGGCGUGAGCUGAACAGCAAGUGGAAGUCGGGUACUCGGACCUAUCUAGGUAUGGCCACGCAAGGAUUUCCAAAUUUGUUCUUCACGUACGGACCACAAUCACCAGGACCCUAUGUGAACGGUCCGUCUUGUACAGAACCACAGUGUGAUUGGAUUGCAGACGUCUUGUCCAAAUUACGGGAUCAAUGCCUGUCGAGGAUCGACCCAGACGAAAAUGCAGAGCGACAGUGGAGCGAGACUGUCAAUGCUAUCUCUAAAGCAACUCUCAUCCACGAAGUCAAAAGCUGGUGGACGGGAGCAAAUAUCCCCGGCAAGCCAAUGGAGGCAUUGGGGUACCUCGGAGGUCUUCCCAAUUACUUGAAAGCACUCAAAGACUCUUUGGAAAACGACCUUCAAGGAUUCAAAGUCUCUUGA
Exophiala oligosperma is the source of this 1629-nucleotide messenger RNA. RefSeq lists its product as uncharacterized. The record is from RefSeq and is a predicted model, not a curated record. Gene Ontology annotation, molecular function: oxidoreductase activity. The coding region runs from base 1 to 1629 and encodes 542 amino acids. The transcript is spliced from 3 exons. Lineage: Eukaryota; Fungi; Ascomycota; Eurotiomycetes; Chaetothyriales; Herpotrichiellaceae.